This is a messenger RNA of Mollisia scopiformis, 959 nucleotides long. RefSeq lists its product as uncharacterized. The transcript has 2 exons. Bases 45 to 692 code for a protein of 215 amino acids. The record is from RefSeq and is a predicted model, not a curated record. Gene Ontology annotation, molecular function: acyltransferase activity, transferring groups other than amino-acyl groups. Lineage: Eukaryota; Fungi; Ascomycota; Leotiomycetes; Helotiales; Mollisiaceae.
CAACAUAUGGAAGACUUCUCCACCUCCUCAAUCUCUCAAUCAAAAUGGCAACGUCAAACAUUUCCAUCUCACUAGCCACAGAAGAUGAUGCCCAAGCCCUAGCAUCCGUCAUGACAGCAGCUUUCGCGGCCAGUGAUGCCGCUUACCCACUCAUCUGGGGCUCCGCAGAAGAAGGAACGCAUGAUGCGAUCUCAGUGAAAGGAUUAUUCACCCCUGUCCAGAAAGAAGGCAGGAUCACAUUCAAAGCCGUGGACGAUGUGAGUGGAAAAUUAGUGGGCUUCGCGACGUGGAAUAUGCCGAAAGAAAAACCUGUCGUUCCACCGCAGGCAGCAGAGAAGAUGGGUGGACUGCCUCCUUUGCCUGGUGUGAAUUUGGAGUUGUGGGGAGCGAAGGUGGCCGGUCCGAGGAAGUUUUAUGAUAGGGAUUUUGAUGUUUAUCAGGAUAUUUUGCUGUCUUUUUUCUUCGUGCAACCGGAUUAUCAGCGUCGAGGUAUCGGUUCUAGUCUAUUGGAAUGGGGGAAGAAGAAAGGUGAUGAGGUGCAGGGGAAGAUAUGGCUUACUAGUACCCCGCAAGCUCGGGUUGCGUAUGAGAAGAAUGGGUGGAAGGUUGUGGAAAGCCAUGAGAUUGAUUUGAGCAAGUAUGGUGGUGAGGGAUCCUACGUUCGUUUCUGGAUGUUAAAAUCACCAGUAUAAGUCUGGUUCGUGUUGUAGGUGGGCAAUUAGAGAGGAGCUAUGCGUGCCCUUUACGGAGUCCAGUCCGAGACGACAGACAAUCAUCUAAUUUGCGGAUGAUGCGCGAGAACGAGUGACGGUGACAUCUUGUGGCGAUGUAGAAUCUCAAUUUCACAUUUCUUGAUGGGCCUGGAGAGACAAGAAGCACUACUUUAUUGAGAUAGACAGUGCAAUUGUGGACAGUUUUGGUAUCAUGUGUCUAUUCAAUUCAAAUUCAUGCAAACAAUC